AAUACAGGUCCAGAGCAACGCCAUUCAACACUCUAACCUCUUAAACCCUCAACACCCGUCUCUGCGGCUAUCGCCAUGGCUAUACAUCCCCACUUAGACAGAAUCCUCUGGACCGAAGACCAAAUCUCCCACCGAGUCUCCGAACUCGCCGCACAAAUCGUCCAUGACUUUCCCGCCUCGUCAGCUCCUCCCGUUUUUAUCGGCGUUGCCACCGGCGCAUUCAUAUUCCUCGCUGAUCUAGUUCGCAAAAUCGACCUCCCUUUCACCAUUGAUCUCGUUCGUGCUCAAUCCUACGGUUCCGGAACUGUCUCCAAUGGCGCACCUACCAUUUCUUCUGACUUGAAGGUUGAAGUUAACGGCCAACACGUCAUUUUGGUUGAAGACAUUGUAGACUCUGGACAUACUUUAUCUAGACUCAUUUCACACUUGAAAUUGAAAGGAGCAUCCUCUGUUUCUGUAUGCACUCUUCUUGACAAACCAGCAAGGAGAAAAGUUAAUGUACAGCUGGUGGGGGAAGGGAAAUUCUACCGGGGAUUUGAGUGUCCAGACUAUUUUGUAGUUGGUUAUGGAAUGGAUUUUGAUGAACGGUACAGAAAUUUGCCUUACAUUGGUGUCUUGAAACCUGAACUUUACAGUUGAUGUUGUAUUUGGUAGUUGGUGCUCGCCACAUUUGGAACCACGAAGUAUUGAGUUUGUCUGACACGCUUCCACUUGCUCGCAGAGUGAACCAAUAGAAUAGCUAUAGAAACUAGAAAGUAGAAGAAACAAAAUAAGAUUAAUUUGUUAUACCAUUUAAUGGUUGUCAUUAAAUUAUAAAUUAUGCGUUGGAUAUUUGCAGAUUUUACAGUUAUAUUUAUUUGAGUAAGAUGAUAGUGUGUAACUUGGACUAACAGAUGAAAAAUCUGUUUAGCAUAAGUAGGGAUGGCAAUUUGGCCCAUCCCAGUGGGUACCCACAAAAAACCCCAUAUCGGGUAGGGUAAAUACCCAUAAAAAUGGGUAUGGGCACGGACAGGGGUAAUUACCCAUUAAAAUAUGCGGGUAUGGGUGCGGGCACAGGUACCUUACUACCCAACCCGCCCCAUACCCAUACUACAUAUUUCUAUA
Vicia villosa (hairy vetch) is the source of this 1104-nucleotide messenger RNA. RefSeq lists its product as uncharacterized. Bases 76 to 639 code for a protein of 187 amino acids. The transcript has 3 exons. NCBI's taxonomy places the organism in Eukaryota, Viridiplantae, Streptophyta, Magnoliopsida, Fabales, Fabaceae. Gene Ontology annotation, biological process: guanine salvage; hypoxanthine metabolic process; GMP salvage. The record is from RefSeq and is a predicted model, not a curated record. Gene Ontology annotation, molecular function: magnesium ion binding; hypoxanthine phosphoribosyltransferase activity.